CUUUCGAAUCAAUUUGUUAUGUGACAUUUGUAUGCAUAAAAUAAUUAAAAGAGUCAGAUGCACGUUCAAUUUUAGUGUUUCAUCAUUUCAGUUAAUUUAAACGGUUUAAAUGUUAUUUCGUGGAUGAAGAUUAAAAAAGCAACCCUCUGUUUGCCAUAUAUUUUCAGACUAUCCACGUCAUGUGCUACUUUGCACAAAGUAAUAGAUGAUGUCUCAGCAGCACUAGGAUUGUUUACGGAGCCAGAAAUCCGUACUUUUUUUAUUACUUGUCAAAUUUAUUUCGCUUCAGUGAUUCAACAAGUAAUUUGCUGAAAGACCACCUACAUCUGAUGACAUACCUAUAUAUGGACAGAAGUCUUAGUUUUUUGCUAAGUCUGAUAAUUAGGAGGAUUAUUUAUGGGUGAAGGAUUUUCCUUAAAAUGAGAGGCUCAGAUUUUUAAUUACAUCCAUAUUUCUGAUGCAUGAACUGUCGAAGAUUGUCGAAACUUCAAUUUACUGCAUACUAUGGCUUGUAAGUCAAGCUGGAUAUCAACCUGCUUUGAUAAGAAUGAAUCAAAUAAAAUGAGUGACAUUGACAGCCAACGAAAGCUGCCACACAGAGAUGGGGUUCAAAGAUUUAAUGGCAGUUUUACAAAAGAAAAAGUGAUGACAAAAGAUUGGUUGAAAGAGUUUGCUCCGAAGACUCCAUCUGAUCUUCUUGUUUCAAAACCCAAAUUGGAUCAGUUAAACUCAUGGCUGCAGAAAGCAAGUAAAACAGUUGGAGAGGCUUCCAUGCUACUAAUUACUGGGCCACCAGGAGUAGGCAAGAGUACAGCUUUAGAAGUACUUACUGCCAUGAAAAAUAUUCAGUUAGUUGAAUGGGAGUCAUCAGUGGACAUAGAUAAUUCAGAAUUGGCUGGCUCCAGAAAUUCUACACAGUCUCAGGCAGGCAAGUUUGAAGCAUUCCUUAUGAACAGUGGUAGAUAUAUUUCAGUUUUGGAAAUCAGAGAGGGAAUGAAGAAAUUAAUUCUAGUGAGGGAAUUUCCUAAUAUAUUGAUACUUCAUCCAAACCUGUUACAAGAUAUCCUAAGGAGAUACCAUGUCAUGGGUAGAAUACCAAUUGUGUUUUCAUUACCAGAACAAACAGAAGGAAGUGGAGGAAUGUUUCCAAAGCAAUUUCUAGAAGAACUAAAUAUUCACCAGAUAAGUUUCAAUAAAGUGUCUGACAAGUCAGUUAUGAAAGCCCUGAAGAGGAUUUGUAUGUUGAAUACAGGCUGUGAUGUUCCUUCUGCUGAAGUUCUAGAGAAAAUUGUUGGAAGUGUUCAUGGUGACAUUAGAAGUGCUGUAUUACAGCUCUAUUACGAGUGUAUGCAAAAUAAAAGUAGAACCAGAGAACAACAUAGUGCACUCUCAACUGAACAAGCAUCCCAUAAAAAGAGGAAUCAUAUAACCAAGCCUUCCACAUUACCAGUAGGAAGUAGUCGAAAAAAUUCUGUUAAUGUAUGUAAGAAACAGCUCCCUGCAAAUAAAACAUCCCAGGAAUUGGAAUCUGUUGGUAAAGACAUACAGCUACCUAUUUUCCAACGAGUUGGAAGGUUGCUGUAUCCAAAAAAAUCAGAAGAAGAUGCUGAAUUCCUGGCACAUGAUCCUGAGGAUAUAGUUGCUCAGACACUCUCCCAUCCUAGAAAAUUGUUUCAUAUGGUACUUGAAAAUUACUUGAAAGUUUUCAGAGAUAUGAAUGAUUCAUGUCGUGCCAUUCGUUAUGCUAGUGACUCUGAUACCAUGAUGUCAGAGUUUCAAGAGAGAGAAUUGACCUUACCAAUGGCACUGUCAACAAUGACAAGAGGGUUUAUGACAUGCAAAUCACUAGUGAAAAGGAAGUGGACUCCCUUAACAAACCAGGAAUAUUUUACAGUAAUACAGAGGACUAGAGCUGUGAGAGAAAAAAUAAUAGAUAUAGAUCCAAGGUACAUAUUGGUGCCCCGGGAUGCUGCUAUGGACAUUCUUCCCAUUAUAUAUACUGGAUUGUCCUCACGAUUAGAUUCAUAUCCAUACACAAAUAAAAUUUGUGACAUCUCAGGUAUUGAAGCUGAACUGACUGGCCAAGCUGAGGGAAGGAGCAACUUACAGCCAGCUCUUUUUACAGUAACAGAUUCAACUUCAGAAAUUAAGGUUUCAUCAAGGAAAAUGUUAAUGGUGGGGAAAUCAUGGGAAAAGAACAUGAAGGAUGAAGAAAGAAUGACAGGAACACCUUAUGAGAUACAGGAGUCUGAAAGCGAUGAUGAAAAUAAGAUUUCUGAAGAACAUGUUGAUGCUUGGAUUGAGGAUGACAUUGACUUUCUUGACAAUUUCCAUCACUUCUAGGCCAUUUUAUAGGAGGACUUCACAAAUUGAAGGACAUUGAAUCUUCAGUCAAGAGCCAUGGCACAAAUUUUUCUGAGAAACAUUGCAUCCCUAAAUCUUCUGUUAAAAUUGUGUGAUGUGAGCCAGUGGAUAUUUCAGUCUUUUCUGCUAUUUCAUGUACAGUCAGUUGGUGACUGGUGUUGAUGAUGUUUUUCACUUAUGCAGUCAAAGAAUUAUUUCUCAAAGUUUAAGGUCAAUUUGACUUCUCAUUGUCUUCUGUUUGGAAAUAUGCACCGCUCAUAGGUAAUCAUUUUACUUAAAACCUAAUUGCCAUAAGAUCUAAGUAUUCUUUUGGUUUCUACAGCUGUUUUACCUAGUUUGACAUAAAAUUUGAGGCAUGAUUAUUGCUCCUUUAUAGACAUCAUAUCACAAUGCAAGAAAAGCAAAACCACACACUCAUGCAAAUGGUUAUAACAAUAUAGAAGUCAUCCAAGCUCUUGAGAAAGAAUUGCUACAUGUAGGUUAUAAUAAUCACUAUCAGUCAUUGCAUGCCCAUCCACAUGUGCAUGACUGGGGUCUUCCCGGUCGGAACUUUUGGAAUGAACCUUGUAAUACAUUAUUAAUGUUUGGCUUUGGCUGUGAUCAGGAAUACUUAUAUAUUCACUAAAUAUAGGAUUUCACUGUUUUCAGAAUUGGCAAAGUCUUGAACUUUAUGUCCUUUGUAUGGCUAAGUUUUGAGAUAUUCUGCAAGUGGUCUGUAUGCCAUGAAAGAUAAACUCUAAACUUGUAACUACUAAUCAUAUUAUGGCAAGUAAAAUAUCCCUCCAGUGUGAUGAA
Messenger RNA from Cryptotermes secundus, 3159 nucleotides. It is a transcript of the gene Rad17, whose product is annotated as cell cycle checkpoint protein RAD17. Gene Ontology annotation, molecular function: chromatin binding. Gene Ontology annotation, biological process: DNA repair; DNA damage checkpoint signaling; mitotic DNA replication checkpoint signaling. The transcript has 16 exons. Bases 505 to 2343 code for a protein of 612 amino acids. The record is from RefSeq and is a predicted model, not a curated record. Lineage: Eukaryota; Metazoa; Arthropoda; Insecta; Blattodea; Kalotermitidae.